This is a messenger RNA of Chara braunii, 1427 nucleotides long. The record is from the annotation of a GenBank genome assembly. NCBI's taxonomy places the organism in Eukaryota, Viridiplantae, Streptophyta, Charophyceae, Charales, Characeae.
CUUCCCUUCAUCUUUUUUGUUUCUCCCGCUCUGGAGCGCACAUGCGCGCCUCUCGAAGUCUCGAAGAAGAACACCCAGGCCUCGGGCAACAACACCCACGCCUCGAACAACAAGCCUUGAACAACAACACCCAGGCCUCCGACAACAAAAUACCUGACACCUGUACUUAAACAUCCAAUUCAUACAGGUGGAGCAGCGACGACUCCAGCAACGCCACCGAGUCGGACGUGACGUGUGUGCGCACACAUGAGAGAGAGGACGAGAGAGAGAGAGAGACAGAAGGAGGUUGGAUUGUUUGCACUGCGGGCGACAGGCAUAACAGUGCAACAUAGGAGAAGAAGACACAGAAGCAGUGAAGCACAUAAGAAAACGGAGAGGAGACACAGUUUACACAUACGCAGAGAGAGUCAUAGCCACUUGCAGACUGUGUAAAGUCGUUGGUGUCAAAUUUUUUCCCCUCAAUUGUCCCCCUGUGGAAUAUUCCUGCCAAAAUGCCGAUGAUUCCCGCCAAACAGUGGGUCCCGGCGGUCAUUGGAUCCUGCGUGAUCUCAGGAGUCUUCUGGCAUCUAACGAAAAAUGUCAAGAUCUUUGGAGGAGAAACGCCACGUACCCUCACAAAGGAAUGGCAAGAGGCAACGGAUAAAAUGAUGAGCAGUAUGCCUCGUGAAGGUGGUCCUAAUGUUAUUGUGAACCCUAUCAAACGGCAAAACUACCGAUAAAUUCCACUCUGCCGCUAUCCGGCGUCGAUGAAGACCUGUGGUCCAGGUAAGUGGGGAGAGUAGCUCGCUAGAUGUUUUUUCCAGCCCAUCAAAGAUAUUGCUGCAGGAUGGCAGCGGCUGCUGGGUACGGUUGCGGGCUAUGGCCGAUGCCGCUUCUCGACAGGAGAUGUGUUGUCUUUCCUGCGGCGACAUGGGUAUCAAAGGUCAGUGAAACACAAGUGAGGUGCACAUGCUAGGAAGGGGAGGGAGAGGGCGGUGCGGGGAGGAGGAUGAUUUGGCAGGCACAAAGGUUGCAACCUUCUCUUCCCUUCUCCCUUCUCAUCGGUUGAUGGUUUUCACGACUCGUUGAUCAUUUAUUGAAAGUAUAGGCUGUGUAUUGGACGCUUGCAUUCUUUUGCAGGCAGGCAUGGACUUUUGUCUACAGCAAGUCAUAUAGCACAGAUAGUAUGUGUUUUGUGUUUUUACCCGCAGGAACGCUGUUGUUGCGAAUUGCUGAACAAAGUUCAAACGAACCGUUGUCGUGUUGAUUUCUCAAUUGACCGAUGCUGUACAGUUCAGGUGGUAGAUGGCUGUGUGUCGUCGAUGCUGUGUUGCAGUGCUAUGGACAGCAUGGAUGAUAGAUCUUGGGCUUAACUUUGCUAACUUUGUGAUUCUCCUUGCGACCGUUUCAUAGGCCUCUGAACUGAAGAGGUUGCGGCAUGCCCAGUU